UUAGUACUUCUUCAACCCUUGUACUAUUUAUAUAUUCUUAAAUCGUUAUUUAUUUAAUUUUUAUUAGUUUGUAUUUGUGUUCCACACGUGGCGGCCGGUUGCUUGUAGUAAAAUGGCUCAGGCAUUAAAGAAAUUAACUGUUCAAGUGCUUAAAAAUAAUAAUGUAGAAAAUAUCAUCGGUUCCACAGCUGUUAGAACGAACAGUACAUGGUGGAACAAUGUGCAGAUGGGUCCACCAGAUGUGAUCCUUGGCAUCACAGAAGCAUUCAAAAGAGACACAGACCCUAAGAAGGUCAACUUAGGAGUGGGAGCUUAUAGAGAUGAUGAAGGGAAACCCUUUGUGUUGCCAUCUGUUAGAAAGGCAGAAGAAAUCCUUCACAGCAGGUACCUAAAUCACGAAUAUGCACCCAUCGGCGGCGAGGCCGCGUAUACUGAUGCUGUUGCUAAGCUCGCGUUUGGUGCAGACAGUCCAGUUCUCAAGGAAAAGUCCAACUGCACGGUGCAAACGAUAUCCGGAACCGGUGCCUUACGUCUUGGUUUUGAAUUCAUCUCAAAACAUUACGCCAAGAAUAAAGAAAUCUGGUUGCCGAGUCCUACAUGGGGGAACCACCCCCAGAUAUGCAACACUCUCGACAUAUCACACAAUAAGUACCGCUAUUAUGACCCGAAGACCCACGGUUUUGACCUGCAGGGUGCCAUCGAAGACAUCCGAAAAAUUCCUGAGGGGUCUAUAAUACUUCUACACGCAUGCGCCCAUAAUCCAACCGGCGUGGACCCCAGGCCUAAUGAGUGGCAGCAGUUAUCCCAGGUAAUCAAAGAAAAGAAACUGUUCCCGUUCUUCGAUAUGGCUUACCAGGGAUUUGCGACUGGCAAUGUAGACAAUGACGCAUUCGCUGUCCGUCUGUUCGUGAAGGAAGGCCAUCAGGUCACACUUACCCAGAGUUUCGCCAAGAAUAUGGGCCUUUACGGAGAGAGAGCAGGUGCCCUCACAUUCCUGUGUGGUGAUGAGGAAUCGGCUGCAAAGGUGCUGUCCCAGGUCAAGAUUAUGGUCCGCACCAUGUACUCCAACCCGCCUUUGUUCGGCUCCCGUAUUGUACAAGAAAUCCUAACCAAUCCAGAGCUUGAAAAGCAGUGGCUGGUGGACGUGAAGCAAAUGGCCGACCGCAUCAUCUCGAUGCGAACCCAGCUCCGCGCCGGUAUCGAGGGCGCCGGCAACAAGCGGUCAUGGCAACACGUGACCGACCAGAUCGGCAUGUUCUGCUUCACCGGACUCAAGCCCGAAGAGGUGGAUAGGCUAUCCAAGGAGUUCCAUAUUUACUUGACCAAAGACGGGCGCAUCUCAGUCGCCGGUAUAUCUUCUAAGAACGUCAACUAUGUCGCCGAGUCUAUCCACAAAGUCACCUCAUAAAACUUAUCGAUUGCACACUUAAUUGUUAUAAGAACAUGUAUUGCCACACUACACAACGCCAGUACAGAACACAGUAUUUAUUUGAAACUUUUUUAUGUACAUUUAUAAAAAUUUAUAUAAUUAUAAUGUUAUAAACAUUAUUCGUAGGUAUCGUAAGGAAAAUGUGAUUAUGAUUAUAAAAAACAUGCUUUUAAGAAAAUAAAUAUAUA
Achroia grisella is the source of this 1617-nucleotide messenger RNA. RefSeq names its product aspartate aminotransferase, mitochondrial (gene Got2). NCBI's taxonomy places the organism in Eukaryota, Metazoa, Arthropoda, Insecta, Lepidoptera, Pyralidae. Gene Ontology annotation, cellular component: mitochondrion. The coding region runs from base 113 to 1408 and encodes 431 amino acids. The transcript is spliced from 9 exons. The record is from RefSeq and is a predicted model, not a curated record. Gene Ontology annotation, biological process: biosynthetic process; L-aspartate catabolic process. Gene Ontology annotation, molecular function: L-aspartate:2-oxoglutarate transaminase activity; pyridoxal phosphate binding.